Messenger RNA from Penicillium soppii, 1029 nucleotides. RefSeq lists its product as uncharacterized. The record is from RefSeq and is a predicted model, not a curated record. Gene Ontology annotation, cellular component: Golgi apparatus. The transcript is spliced from 4 exons. NCBI's taxonomy places the organism in Eukaryota, Fungi, Ascomycota, Eurotiomycetes, Eurotiales, Aspergillaceae. Bases 1 to 1029 code for a protein of 342 amino acids.
AUGUAUAGGCCAACCACGAAAUAUGAAUGGUGGUUAUGCGGUGUGCUGCUCACGCAGGCUAUCGUGACAAUUGCCCUUGAAAUAUACAUAUUUGUUCAGUGGCAGUCAUGGGUGACACCUACCAUCAUUCAGGUUGUGGUGUCAUACUUGAUUCCAAUCAACCUGGCUAUUUUGGUCUUUGCCUGUGUCUAUGAGUUUAUUCUGACCUUGGAUGCAAUCCACAACAAGAACAACAUUCUUCUUUUUGCAAUCUGCAUCAGCAAUGCCUGCAGUUUCGUUUACGCCGUUAUGCAGUAUCAACUGAUGAAAUCGACUACUGCGAGACUGUUUGGAGAUCGAUAUGGGUAUCCAACUCUGAUUGAUACCACGCGUAAUAUCUGGCCCUUGAUCCAGCCAGCUGAGAUCGUUGUUUGCAUCAUUACAGGAUUGGGUACUUUGGUCAUGUGCCCAUGUUUAUAUUUCUUGCAUAGAGAAUACGCCUGGGCUAUUUACAAAUGUGUUCAUGGUAGCCGGAAAACUCGAAUGCGCUAUCUGUUUUAUGAGAUCUUCCUCGUCCUGAUCAAACUCAACUUUUACUUUCUGAUCGGGUUCAUCCUCCAAUACAACUUGAUUUACGUCCAUUUACCCGGACUGGAGUACAAUUUAACCAUGUGUCUCAUUCCAGUCUCAUUCAUCUGCAUGCUGCUCGGUAUAUACUUUGUUCAGAAUGAGCGAACAUGGGGUGUGAUUGGCAUUAUAAUAUGUUACUUGGGUAUACUCGCAUAUUUGAUUAGCCGCAUCAUAAUCCUUUGUGAGAACGAGACGGUAGGAAAAGAUAUGAUGCUCCUAUUUGCGUGCGUGUCGUUGGUGCUCACCACUGCAACGAUUGUUUGCGCCGUUGUAUGCAUUACCAACUUUGACCGGGGUUUCAAGAUGAUCAAUCAAGCGAAGAACGGACCCACAGGAGAUUCGUACUUGUUGCAGACGGGAUAUAUCUCUCCCUCUCAUCAUCCCUCUUCGCGGCCGUCCUCCCGGCUCACGCUGGAUUAA